AUGCUCUUCAACUCAAUUCUAGGAGCCUCCCUCCUUCUCUGCAUUUGCCAUGCCGCUCCCUCCCCACCCGACGCCACGCGCAUGCGCAUCCGCAGCAAUCACGAUCCCCUCAUCCGAGACUCCAUGAUUCUCAGCCACCUCGAGGCGACCACGGGUCUCAAGCCUGAACGCACGCAGAUGCUCGACGGCGGAGAAUACGAGGAGUACUUCGUAGUCGAGCCCACGGACUACGAUGCCGCAUAUUUGUCGCUUAUGGCCUCGAACAACGCCUCCUCCGUUGCCGAGAUCGGUUUCUCGCACAACGAAAACGCAUCAGGACUGCAAAAGCGCGAUAUCGUUUACAGUGCGCUGUGCUAUCAGGAAGGCACAAUGGGCUAUGUGCAAGUUAUUGGUCAGGUUCUACCUACUAUCUGUACUGGGUUUACGUUCGCAGUGGGGUACGCUGGAAAAACUCAGAUUAUCCGCCGGUACGGACUCAACGACGUCAACGGCAAUAGAAUGGUCCUUGUCGUCUCGUACGCGUGGCAUGGCUUCGCUUUUGCGAGCGCGAAUGCGUGCGCAAGCACGCUCUCGUACUAUAUUAGCGAGUAUUGCGAGAACGAGAAGAACGGCCGCGAGACAACUCGUGGCGGAUCAGUCACAGCUGAGCAGGAGAACAAUUGCGAUUCUUCCCCUUGUCCUGUUCGAGCUGAUGCCAGCAUCGACCCGCGCCGUGCGUGA
This is a messenger RNA of Parastagonospora nodorum SN15, 720 nucleotides long. RefSeq lists its product as hypothetical. NCBI's taxonomy places the organism in Eukaryota, Fungi, Ascomycota, Dothideomycetes, Pleosporales, Phaeosphaeriaceae. The record is from RefSeq and is a predicted model, not a curated record. The transcript is spliced from 3 exons. Bases 1 to 720 code for a protein of 239 amino acids.